Molecule: messenger RNA, 1848 nt
Organism: Quercus robur (English oak)
Lineage: Eukaryota; Viridiplantae; Streptophyta; Magnoliopsida; Fagales; Fagaceae
Product: E3 ubiquitin-protein ligase ATL6-like
Exons: 1
Coding region: 316-1284 (322 amino acids)
Source: RefSeq, a predicted model, not a curated record
GCAAACCUUAAUUAUUGAGCCGAUACUUUAAUACAUCGCAUAUAAGUCCCAACCCAGUAACAACCUCCAUCAGUUUACAUACUUGCCACGUGGGUCCACCUGAUUCCAUUGCCUUCGAUCCUCGUAGCUUCCUAUAUUAUUUCUUCCCGCCUACCACAUCACAAUUCUCUCUUCCUUACCUUUUUUUUUCUCACUUUGGUUUACAUUCGAGUCACUGUGAGGUGAGUACUAGAAUGCUGUGCUCUUAUCGAAAAUCACAGCUCGACCAGCUCAAUUCGAUUCGAGUCUGAGUGAAAAAAGAAAGAACGUACAAAAAUGAGUUACAAGGGAAUGUCUAUGGCCCACUUGAUGGUGGUGGUGGUGCUUCUCAUCGUGCAGGUGUACUAUAGCGUCAAUGCGCAGUCGAGCACGGAAACACCAGAUAGCUCGUUCGAUCUCGAUUGGGAGAUCAAGCCGUCGACGGCGGUUAUCACUGUGAUACUCGUUUGCUUCUUCUCUUUCUUGGGCUUCUUCUCGAUCUACCUCCGCAGGUGCGCUCAAGCGCGCGUGGCCGCCGCGACGGCUGCCCAGAUCGAUUCCUCUUCCUCCCCAGUCGCCGCCAGAGAGCGCGUCACGCGCCGCCGUGGUCUCGACCAGGCCGUGAUCCAGAAAUUUCCAACCUUCACUUACUCGACCGUCAAGGGUCUCAAAAUCGGCAAAAGCGCGCUCGAGUGCGCCGUUUGCUUAAGCGAGUUCGAGGACCACGAGACGCUCCGUUUGUUGCCCACGUGCAACCACGUGUUCCACCCUGUCUGCAUCGACACCUGGUUGAGGUCUCGAGUCACGUGUCCGGUUUGCAGAGCCAAGCUCGCCCCGGAGACGAAUCGAGUCGUCGACGAUUCGUUACACUCGAGUGAGUCGAGCGACGACCCAACUCAGGAAAACUCGGGUACCCAACUCGACGAACAGCAAGACCAUGUUGUGGUUAACGUUGAGGAAACUGAAAGCAGAGAUUUGCAAGUGCAAGUGGACGAGACAGUGAAUCGAACGAGUGGGAAGCUCCCUAGAUCGCACUCGACGGGUCACUCGCUGAUUCAACCCGGUGAGAACACGGAGAGAUACACUCUACGAUUGCCAGAGGAGGUGAGGAUGCAAGUUUUGGAGUGUGUGAAGCUGGAGCGUUCGUCGAGCAACGGUGUCGUUUUGGCAACAGUAGACAACGUGGACCGACAACAGGUUAUGGGACGGACCGUUAAUCCGACGUUAGAUUCUGUUCCCUCGAAGAGUGAGGAAUCCCAAAACUAAUCGGCUAUGUCUCCGGUGUAAUUGUCAUUGUCAUUAAUUGAAGUCAGAGGCGGUCGAGCUUUGUGAAGCUGUGAUAGUGAGAUCGAUUUGGAGUCAAGAAGUCAAGUGGGUCUUAAAAGUAGACAAAUUUAAAAAUCAAGAAGAUAAGGCCUACAAUUUAAUACUCUAAGAUGUGACUCGGGACCAUAAAAUAUAGCAAGUGGGUUUCACUUUUCCUCCUUUGUUCUUCAAUCAACAUUGUUCGUGACGACCACGAUUCCUUUCUUCUGAAGUAGCCAAAUUCGAUUUUGGAUGUUAUUGGAGGUAUUUUAUAUUUUAUAUUUUAUAGAAUUGGCCUGUCACAAAAUUUGAUUGGGUAUGAGACAAGUAAUAGGUGGUUUGAAUUGUUUCUCCUUUGAUUUCAAUUUUAGGCAGAAAAAACAUGUAAGUUUAGUUUAGUUAUUUUUUUUUUUAAGGAAAAAAAUAGACAGAUUUAUUCCAAGACGUUACUAACGUCAAAUGCCUAUUAGAUUGUCAAUGUACGUGAUCGAUAAAGGGAAAUACGACAUUGAUUUUAUUGGUACA